AUGUCGGAAAUGAAGCAAAAUGACGGGGGUAAGGUGGUCGACCCAGAGGUAAACAUCGGCGAAAGCACUAUUUAUACAGACACAGCGGCGGAAAGAUCCUAUGUCAGGAAAAUUGAUUUCAUUGUGCUUCCAACUCUCUGCUUGAUGUACUUCUUCGACUGCAUGGAUCGAAGCAAUUUGGCAAAUGCAAAGACAGAUGGCCUUGAUAAGGACUUGAACCUCAAGGGAAAUGAUUAUUCUCUAUUGAUUCUUCUCUUCUAUAUUCCCUUUGGGUUGUUUGAUCUGCCAUGGAACCUUUUGAUCAAGAGAUUUUCAGGCAGACUAAUGCUCUCUAUUAUGUCUAUUGUGUGGGGAGUUCUAGCACUUUGCCAAUGCGCUGCUAAGGAUUUCGGCUCUCUACUUGCGAUCCGCAUCAUUUUGGGUGUUUUCGAAGCCGGCUUUUUUGCCGGAGCCACGUUUUACCUCACAUUAUUCUAUACACGCGGAGAAAUGGGAUUCCGUCUGGCUAUCGUGCAGUCAUUUGCGGUCCUGGCGUCUGCCUUCAGUGGCCUUAUCUCAUUUGGGGCAUUCCAGAUAAACCACCCAGCAGUCAAGGGAUGGCAAUGGCUAUUUAUCAUUGAAGGAUCGAUGACACUAAUUACCGGAGCUGCAGCAUAUUUCGUACUGCCGGAUGGGGCACAGAAAGCCUGGUUUUUGACUGACAGAGAGAAGGCGGCAGCAACAGCACGUCUGCUUCGGGAUACUUCGUCGGAGGUGGACACGCCAUUCAAUCUCAAGGCUUGCUUUGAGUCGUGGAACGACUGGAAAUUCCCAAUAUGGUGUCUUAUUACAUUCACAUACCCUGUCGCCUAUGCCACUGCAAUGAAUUUCUUCCCACUGAUUGUUCAACGGUUGGGAUAUUCCGUCAUCAAGACUAAUCUCUGGACGGUGGCACCAAAUCUCGUCGGAGCUGUAAUCCUGCUAUGCGUGGCCAAGUCAUCCGACUAUUUCCGUGAAAGAACACUUCACAUUGUCUUUUCCUUGACAGUUUCCUUGGUCGGAAUGCUUAUAUUAAUCGCGAUUGACGUUCAGAACAACACAGGGGUAGCAUAUUUUGCCUGUUUCCUAAUGGCAGCCGGAUCAUAUAUUCCAUCAUGCCUCGUCCAUGCCUGGCACAACAAUAACAACGUCCAUGAGAAUUCGCGAGCUGCCAAUACAGGGUUCUUUGUCGGACUGGGCAAUUUCGCUGGAGUAUUGAGCGCUGGCACAUUCCGAACCCAAUAUGCACCCAAGUAUGAGAUUCCGUUGAUUGGUGAGAAGUCAUUGCUGACUGAAAAAGGUAUCUACCAACUCUCAUAG
This is a messenger RNA of Penicillium coprophilum, 1338 nucleotides long. RefSeq lists its product as uncharacterized. Gene Ontology annotation, molecular function: transmembrane transporter activity. The coding region runs from base 1 to 1338 and encodes 445 amino acids. The record is from RefSeq and is a predicted model, not a curated record. The transcript has 5 exons. Lineage: Eukaryota; Fungi; Ascomycota; Eurotiomycetes; Eurotiales; Aspergillaceae. Gene Ontology annotation, cellular component: membrane. Gene Ontology annotation, biological process: transmembrane transport.